Messenger RNA from Rangifer tarandus platyrhynchus (Svalbard reindeer), 864 nucleotides. The record is from the annotation of a GenBank genome assembly. NCBI's taxonomy places the organism in Eukaryota, Metazoa, Chordata, Mammalia, Artiodactyla, Cervidae.
AUGGAAGAUACCAUGGGUGGGGUCUACUGGGGACCCUGGGCAGCGAUCGGGUGUCUGGGAGGCUGCGGGGCAGACCCGCUCGCGGGGCGUCUCCGCUGGGGCGGGGCGGAGUGGCCCCGCAGGAGCCAAAGAGAGAGACUGAGACGUGGGCCGGGCCGGGCGGCAGGGCCGCUGGGCGGCUUGGGCGGGUCUUACCUCGGGCUCCGCCGCGGUGGCCACCGCAGCCCCCUCCUCUUCGGCGGAAGCCGCCUCCCAGCCUCGGCCCCAGGGUCAGGCCGGAGGAGACAGCAGAGGCCGAGACCACCGAGGGUCGGACGGUUCCGGGAAGGUGGGCCCAGUUGCUUUAGGGUCCGGGCGAGCGGCCGCCGCGCAUCCCCCGCCCUGUCAGAGAGACUCCGCCCGGCCUGGGCAGACACAUCCCCCGCCGCACCCGCCCAGCACGCGUUGCACCGCCGCCUCAACCGGUGUCGCCGCCUCUGCUGGUGCCACAGGGUGCCUUCGCAGCCGCGUCUCAGCGUCCUGGCUGGACUCUCAGCAGGCACAGCCAACAGCCGCCGCGUCCCAGUCAGCUCCGGCCCGCGCGCCCCCGACCCCGCGCACGCGGCCCCGCCCCGCGCGACUCCUAGGCUGCAGACGAGCAGGCGCGCGCGCACUUACCUCCCACGCCCCCUACAGCCUGCGGGAUCCUGCCCGGCCCCGCCCCCGCACGUGACACUGCCCGCGAGUACAACGUGCGCUUGCGCGGACACGCCCCAUUUCAAUUGCCUCAGGCGGACACGCCCCGUCUUAUUGGCCUCAGGCGGCCCCGCCCAAACUUUUCUUCCUCACUUUACGGCAGAGCUGGGAACUUCUGCCUUAGACUAG